Molecule: messenger RNA, 1043 nt
Organism: Zeugodacus cucurbitae (melon fly)
Lineage: Eukaryota; Metazoa; Arthropoda; Insecta; Diptera; Tephritidae
Exons: 1
Coding region: 346-1002 (218 amino acids)
Source: RefSeq, a predicted model, not a curated record
UUGAAUUUAAUAGGUGACGAUGCGUUCGUUCUUUAUGGCAAGCAAACAAUGCAAAAGCCAAUAUGAUUAUAAAAUAAUUUUUGGAGUACACGAAGCAGGAAAUUGCUGCACACUUUAUGGGCCAACUCGACAACUGCAAAAAGGUUUAACUAACUGCCGAUGAAUGUUGAUGACGAGUUGACAAAUGUGCCUAAUACAGUUGAAUGCAAUAAGCCGCGGCGUCUAGUCGCAACGGUACACUAACUUUGAACGCGUUUAAACGGAUUUUCAUUUCACGCUCGGUUAUGUAGCUGCGUGUACAGUACAGUUAUUUUCUUUAUAUCAACUGGUAUUUCAUUGAACAGCAUGCUGUGGAACGAUCUCUGCUAUAAACUUUACUUCUGGCCAUUUUUGAAUUAUCUGGCGGGGAUCAAAGGAAUAUGUCCAUUCUAUCCAGGUUUUUUUCCAUUAAUCACACUGCCACCAGGCACUAUAUUGACUACGCCAUCCACAGUGUUUACAACAACAACAACCACCACCACCACUACAACCCAAACCACAGUGCCAACAUUUUCUCCAACACCACCAACGGUCACAACACUGCCACCAUGUCCGGUGCAGCCGCUGGUGUGUUUGAAUGGUGGCGUUCGUCCGAUACCCUACUGCCCAUGUAUCGAUCCGAGACAAAGUGGUCUAGCAAAUACGAUGGGCUCAACAACAGUAGCACCAUCUGUGGCGUCUCGUGUGGGUGCAGCCUCGGUCGAAUUCCAAAAUACUGCGUUACCGUCGGAUCGUCUAACCUUUAUGCCGGUCAAUAAUGCUCCAUCGAACGUUGUUUCCAGUUUACAACCACAACCAAGUAGUAAUCCUAACUUUUUCAACUUGCCUUCGGGCGUGCGAAAUGGCGUACAGCCGAGCGCAGCGCCCAGCCCAGUCGGACUCGGCUCGGAUACAAUGGUUUUCAGUUCGCUAAGUGGCCGGCGUCGCAGAAAGCGUCGGAAGAGAAAUGUGCAUAUGGAAUAACUUUUUUCUUUUAUGUUUUUGUAUUUAAAUUUUAAUCAACG